GGAUAUCAUUGGUGAAGACUCUUCCCCACCCACCACUCCCUCCAGCCAGGGCAGGCAGGAAAAACUGAAUUACCAUGUACCGUGGAGAUUAUGCAUGGAAAUUUUACAGGAAAGAUAAGAACUCUAUUAGUAUCUGUCCUGUGUUAGAAGACCGGCAACCACCUCAAUAAACUGCCAUAUUAUUGCUAAGCCAGAACAAAUUACAGUUAGUUCUGGUAACGGAAAGCACUACCUCGGUUGUCACUCAAGUCCAGAAACUUGCCCGGUCUAUUCAACAAACAUGCAACUGUUAUGCUGCUGACGAUUGUAGAAGGUGCUCAUAGAGGGCUUCAAGCACAAACACCCGACUGAAGAAAAGUGUGGCUUCAUUUGACAUUAAUCUUGAAGCCGCUUUGUCAUUUUGGUAUAUUUGAUAGAUCAACUGUAAAGUAAUCAUCCACGUUAAAGUUAUCGAAUCCUUUGGAGGAGGAGGAGCAGGUUGUGGUGGUGAUGGUGGUGUCGGAGAGAGUGGGAGGACAAUAUCGAUCACCACGAUAGAGUAACUCACUGAGCGAGUUCGUGAGUGAGGCAGUUAGGUGAGGAGGCAGUGUGGAGUACACAGCGGCUCAAGUUACGGUGUUGUGGCGGGCACGAGCAACAGCUGCGUUUAGGCAGAAAUAGAAGUCAGCUGUAAACCUUGAAAACUGACAAAACACAAUCCCUCGACAAAUACUGGACACCUCACUAAAUAACACCGGACCUGCCACGACUUGAGGAUUGGCGCCAAGAUUAACUUCAGGCAACGGUGCCCGCCAUCAGCAGCAACAACAGUGACCACUCCUGAACUUGUCACGGCAUGGUUUUCCAACACCGCAGCUCCACCCUGACCCUGGGGAUCAUGAGGGUGAUGGGCUGGUUCCCUUACCAAUGGGGGAACUUUGCCUCACUCCACAUAACACAAGAGCGGCGCGUGCCUCGGAGCUGGCCUUGGUUCACGUGGAGCCUCGUCAUCGGGACGCUCAACGUCUUACUUUGCUUCGUGGAGAUUCACUCGGGAUUCGAAAUUAAACCGUCAUAUGAAAUUCCGACGCUAAAAGUGACUCGAUCUCUGUAUUGCAUAUACCAGGGCGUCCUUGGCUUUGUGAUGUGUGUGUACGCUCUGGUGUACAGCCCAAGACUUGCCAUGGCCGUCAGCCACGCUCAUCACAUAUGCCACGACUUGAAAUUUCCAGCAGGCUCCGCAAGGGAAGUGUUAAUUCUCUUAUUACUUUUUUUACACAUUGCACUGAUCCUGUUGCUGUGUUCCGUUGAGUUAGUGCACCAAGAAGCUUUCUCUCCAAAGGCUUGUGCAAACAUUUUGACUCAUGUGUUCAAAAACGCAUAUCUUUCCUUGACAGUCAUUACGUACAACAAUUGUAUUUACAUCCUUACCGCCGCAUACUCCAGAGUCACUGAACGGAUCACAGGACGUGAGCACACCACGAAAUUUGAAUCAAAGAGAAAUGUUGCUUCAAUCACGUCAACACAGCACGAGGCCUCGGAGGACGUGACCGACGAGGACUAUGAUAAUAUAGGGCGACGACUCCUCGGGCUUCAAGCUUUCCAUCAUCAAGUGAACCGCUACUUUGGGCCUGCCAUCGUCAUGGUCGUGACUUACUGCAUGUUUACAAGCAUCGUCUCUUUUUUCUACCUCUCCCUGUUUCUUUCCAUUAGUUGGAAGUCCCUCACCUUUACUUGUGUAUACAUGUUCCUGAGCACGCAGCCACUCAUCCUGCUCAACAACACGCCCGUCCAACUCAACACAAAGAAAGACGAUUUCCUGAACGCACUGACAACUACCAGGCACCAGGGAGGCGCGGUGCAGGACUUAAACAACCUGGCGAAGGACUUUCCCAACUUCGAUAUGUGUGGGUUCUUCUCUCUGGACAGGAAGCUCCUUGUCAACAUCUUGAGCUUCAUCGCCACCUACGUCAUCAUUCUCCUUCAGUUCCAUGCCGGAAAACCAGAAUAUUAGGACAGAACAGAGACACCGGGGAGAAGAAAGGAAGAAUUCUGAGACACCACCAGAGAGAGAGAGAGAGAGAGAGAGAGAGAGAGAGAGAGAGAGAGAGAGAGAGAGAGAGAGAGAGAGAGAGAGAGAGAGAGAGAGAGAGAAAGCAAUGGAAGAAUAAAAAAAAAUCAACAACAUGAACUCGAAUAAAGAAAAGAAAACAGCAGAAGAAAAAAAAAAAAGAAAAUUGGUAAUCGGAUUAAGACUGCAGAAUAUUAAGUGAUCAAAUAUUUAUAUAAAGAAAAUAAAUAAAUAAAUAAAAAAAAAAUGAGGAUAUAGAAAAGAAAAUGUAAAAUGAACGAAA
Molecule: messenger RNA, 2333 nt
Organism: Scylla paramamosain (green mud crab)
Lineage: Eukaryota; Metazoa; Arthropoda; Malacostraca; Decapoda; Portunidae
Exons: 4
Coding region: 836-1993 (385 amino acids)
Biological process (GO): male courtship behavior; chemosensory behavior; sensory perception of taste
Cellular component (GO): dendrite; axon; membrane
Source: RefSeq, a predicted model, not a curated record